GUGUGUAGAGUGUCCACUAUAAUUUUGUAACUGUGAUUCAUUGGAGGCACAGACAGACAGACAGAGAGUGAGUUUGUGACAAAUCCUCUGUCGUCAUCUCAACCUCUCUGCAUUUGUGCGUUGCAUUGCACAUCUCUCUCAAAACUUUGUUCUGGCUCUGUGACUCUUACUAUUUUCGUGUGUCUUGCAUUUGGAUCAUUAUCUGUCACCUGAGAAACCCACCUCAGAGAUUCACCUAACACCCCUUCUUUUGAUUUUGAACCCCUUCCAUUUCAAUCAAAACCUCUCUCAUCGUCUUCUAUUCAACAUACAAUUCUACCCUUUUCUUCACUCUGCUUUUCUGACAAAAGUGUUGGUUGAACUUGAUUCUUUCUUCAUCCAUUUAAUUGGGAACCAGCGAAAGCACGAUGGGAGAUGUGGCAAAGGACCUAACAGCUGGGACUGUUGGAGGGGCAGCACAACUGAUAGUUGGACACCCAUUUGACACCAUCAAGGUCAAGCUCCAGAGCCAGCCAACACCACUCCCCGGCCAGCUUCCCAAGUAUUCUGGUGCAAUUGAUGCUGUCAAGCAGACGGUGGCAGCUGAAGGGCCAAGGGGUUUAUACAAGGGUAUGGGAGCCCCACUUGCCACAGUAGCUGCCUUCAAUGCUGUCCUGUUUACAGUUAGGGGACAAAUGGAAGCAUUACUGAGGUCGCAUCCCGGUGCUACCCUCACAAUAAAUCAGCAGGUUGUUUGUGGAGCUGGAGCUGGAGUUGCUGUUUCUUUUCUAGCUUGCCCAACUGAAUUGAUCAAAUGCAGAUUGCAAGCACAAAGUGUGCUAGCUGGCACUGGAACAGCUGCAGUGGCAGUGAAAUAUGGGGGACCCAUGGAUGUGGCCAGGCAAGUUCUCAGGUCAGAAGGGGGCGUAAAAGGUCUUUUCAAGGGCUUGGUUCCCACCAUGGCUCGCGAAGUACCUGGAAAUGCUGCAAUGUUUGGUGUAUAUGAAGCAUUAAAGCGAUUACUUGCAGGUGGCACUGAUACCUCAGGACUGGGUAGAGGUUCUCUGAUGCUUGCUGGAGGUGUGGCUGGAGCUGCUUUCUGGCUCAUGGUUUACCCGACUGAUGUUGUUAAGAGUGUGAUUCAAGUAGAUGAUUACAAAAACCCAAAGUUCUCUGGUUCAAUUGAUGCUUUCAGAAGAAUUUCAGCUUCUGAGGGGAUCAAGGGCCUUUAUAAGGGUUUUGGUCCUGCAAUGGCCCGAAGUGUUCCUGCCAAUGCAGCUUGCUUCUUGGCUUAUGAGAUGACAAGAUCAGCUCUGGGAUGAAUAAUUCAUACAGCAGGCUUGAUAGGAGGGGUGCCAUUGGGUGCACAUGUUUCCUUUUCCUUUUAAUUCCAAAAACAUUUCCAUUUCAUGCAUUGCAAUUACAAUAUGGCCACAAAGGCUUAACUUGUUAUUGCUUCAAGGAAUCAUUCUUUCACCCGUGGUAAUAUGCAUGCAGCCUUUUUAUUUCA
Messenger RNA from Glycine soja, 1489 nucleotides. Its product is annotated as mitochondrial carnitine/acylcarnitine carrier-like protein. Bases 408 to 1301 code for a protein of 297 amino acids. Gene Ontology annotation, biological process: mitochondrial L-ornithine transmembrane transport. The record is from RefSeq and is a predicted model, not a curated record. The transcript is spliced from 3 exons. Lineage: Eukaryota; Viridiplantae; Streptophyta; Magnoliopsida; Fabales; Fabaceae. Gene Ontology annotation, molecular function: L-ornithine transmembrane transporter activity.